GCAGUGACAGCAUCAGUAGUAGAGAUCGGGUCAGACUCGCCAAUUAAGGGUCUAGAUCCAUUAGUGUCAGAAGUAUGCGGGCGGCCCCUUGAGAGGGUUCCCAUAGUUCGUAUAUAUGGACCCUGGGGCACGGGGGGUCCUCAAUGUUGCCUCCACUUGCAUGGCCUAUUUCCAUACUUUUAUGUCCCGGCCCCCCCAGAGGCAUAUGGAGAGGGGGCUUCUGGAUUUCUUCGUCGCUUUGCUCGGUGUCUAGUGUUGCAGGCAGACUUCCUCCUGGCCUCGAAGGCAGGAGGUGCCAGGCACCCUGGCUGUCGAAAGGGGGCUUCUAUACGUGGCAUUGGGGUCCCCAAGCCUGGAGAUCCAGUUGGCUGGGAUGGGAUAGGAAAGAGUAAAGGGGCGCCCAAGGGGGGCCCGCUUGUGUAUAGGAUCGAGGUAGUAAGGCCUACUCCCUUUUACGGGUAUCACAGGGAGCUUUAUGCCUUCCUGAAAAUAUACUUGACUGCACCGGAUAUGGUGGGACCCCUCGCUGGGCUGCUUCUGCAAGGAGCUGUCACAGGGAGUCCUCUGCAGCCCUACGAGGUUCACCUAAACUUCCAAACUCAGGUUUUCGCCGAUUUGCAUUUAAGGGGGAUGUCCCCGGUAUUUGUGCAGAAGCCCUAUUUCCGGACUCCGGUUCUCCUUGACCCUCUUAUUGCCGCAGGGGUUCAUAAGGGACCCCACAGUUCUCCUCUCAAGGCUCAUUGCGGGGGCCCUUACUACAGAGGACACCUGAGAAUCUCCAGGGAGGGAGAGAAGGGGCCCUUAGGCCACAGUACAGUCCAAGGCGUGCAUCGUCAUUCUGUUUUGGGUAUGCUCGGGGAGGGGGCUGUUAGGACCUUUACUGCUUUAGGCUGGGGGCAACUGCUGCACCAGAUAAGUCAGGUGGAGCAGGCAAGUGCAGCAGCAACAGCAGCACCACACAGUGCAACCGAUGAACAAGGAAAAGCACACAGCAGCAAGAUUGAGAAUCCUACUGGCCUGUUAUGCGAAAAGAUCCUACAAGCCCUGCCCCCUGAAGGACCUGAAGGCUUGCGACUGCUGAAGGUCCCCCGAUAUAGCAAGUGCAUGAUAGAAGUGGACGCACGGAUGGAUCAGGUUUUGAACCCUAUUGUUGCCGCUGAAAAAGCGAAGUCAACAGCAGCAGUAUCAGCAGCCGUAGAGCAGCAGCGGUCUGGUCGCAUGGAGAACGAAUCGCCGAGUCCAAUCUCAGUAGGUACACCCAGCAGCAUUGCUAGUGCCAACGUGUUUUUAGCUCAAUUGGUAGGCAGUGUUGCCGAUUACUGGAGAGAAGAAACAGCAAGGGCAUCUGCGUGGGGAUUGCCGCCUCCAUCUGCAAAUGGUUCGGGGUCUCAGGAAGGCCUUCGGGACCCCCAAGGAGCUCCCGCUCCUGAAUUAUGGAGAACAGCACUCGAAAAUAUCAUUAGGCGAGUUCACGAAUGGCAAGAGCGGCAGCAAGACGGUGGGAAACCAUUUCCACUGCAAGGUAUCACCUGUCAGAGUCAUUUAGAACAGAAGCAACAGGAGCAGCGCCGCUCACGAGACAUUGACUAUUCUCUGCUGAAGACAUGGGAGGCAUCGGAGCUGUCAGAGACUUCAGAUUCCGACUCCGCGUCCAUCGGAAGGAGCCCAAGAUAUCCAAGGGCAUGUGUAGCUCCAAAGCCUCCCGAAGAGGAUUCCCAAGUUGCAGGCGAGGGGACCCCACAUUGGCAAGAGAAGGUGACCUUGGAUCCGCUUAUGUCGUCAAAAGGACGGCCACUUGUUCAUGGGCUCUGCAGUAGCCAAGAUUCAGUGGAGGCUGCACGGCUGCUAGUUCAAGCGACGCCUCCUUCCCAAAGGCCCCCUGUCGGCAUAGUGCCGCCUGCAGAGCUUCCACUUGAGGCCACUGAUGACCUUCUCGGCAUCGAGGUACGCAGCAGAAGCGCUUUUGGAGCACCAGAGGCAGCAGCAAGUAUAGCGAAAAUGGGGACAAUGCAGAUAUACUACGUGCAUGACGACCUUAAAGACGAGGAAUUUUCUUUGCUUCUUGCAUCCCAUGGCACUGUGACUCACAGUGACGUAGAUAACCCUAUGCGAGCACCUGGCCUUGGGGAGAUUCCCGAUGCAAAUUCAGUAGAGCGGCAAGUUGCUUCUGAUGAAAGCAGCGCAGACUCCAGCAACAGCAGAAGCCCCAUCACGUCAAAGAAGCAAGAGGGCCCGCGGAAAGUGUUUUGUGCUUUUAAUCGGAAAAGGGGUUCCACAGCCGAGCCGAGGUAUAGUAUUGGCAGUUGUGCGCAGUGCAGAAGCUGCAUGUGUAGGUGCUGUGCACCGUGCAAUAAGGGCAAGCAAUGUGUAUCAGAUAUGGAGGAUAUUCUGCAGGUGUGCGAUACAACGAAAUCCAAUACUGAGGAUCACCCAUUGUUACCUUUCCUUCGGGACAAUCCCUCUAGAAGAAGCAGCACAUGUGAAGUAACAUCCCUCGAGGGGCAUAGUAAAUUGCCUGACAGUGGAUUGUCUGAGAACCGAGCCUCUCGCUUUCCCGCCAAAACCCUCCAAAAUAUUAGGACAACAGCAAUAACAAUGCGGGUACCACCAAUAACGGCAGUACCAGCAGCUUUGCCGGGAGCAGUAGCAGCAGAGUCGGCGGGCGGAUUCGAUGCACCAACAGACAGCUCAUCAUAUGCCCCAACUGUACGGUUGGAGGGCUCAUCAUCCUGCGAUGACCUCUCCCCUACCCAGUCCAUAGGCGAAUCACCCUGUCGCCGCCAACCGUGUUCAGGGAUCGCUGUGCGCUCCCCAACAGCAAACACAGCAAGCGCAGCACAGGCGGUAACUGGAGCGGCCGAAGAGCAUGCCCCAGCAGCUCAUCCCCAUGGCAGACCGUGUGGCACAGCCAGCAGCAGCGGCAGUAGCAAGACGUCAACACCAGUAUCUAGGCGAUGCACGGUAGUCAAGGGGUCUGGUUCAUCCCAAUCCAGUAACUCGGUGGUUUCUAUCUCUCCACCGCCUGACGCUUGCACGUGCAUAAACAAAGCGGUAGCCCUCACAAAAGAAGAAAUGCUUCCGUUCUACAGCGACCCGCGCGACGUCCCCGCUGCAACAAACCCUCUGAGAGCAACGCCAGGUGGUCGCCUGCAGCAGAAACUGCUUCACUGCGGGUUUGUUCCGCCGCCUUGUACAUGCCGCAAGCAUUUAGUGGCACUACCAGCGGCAAAAACAUGGCCAAUUGUACCUGUAGGACAGGGAGAGUGUAAGCCGGAGCUGAGGCGCCUUUUACGGCAGCAGCAGCGAGUGCAACAACGUCAGCAGCCACAGGAACACACGGGAAUUCAGCAGCACGGGGGCAGCAACUGGGAGUGCUUCGUGUAUUUCCAGCCGCCGCCAGACAUGGCCCAAGUUUAUGCGACUUGCCCGUCAAAGGUGAGGCGCAAGUGGCACAGAACGGAGCGGCAGGGCCAUUAUGAGCACUUACAACCACCACUGGGUCAACAAAAGCAAGAACAUUUACCGCAGUGCAAUGCUGAUGCAGAGGCCAGGUGUCUUGAUGCUAUCCAGGCCAUCGACAAGACCAACGGAAACGGUAAAGGGGAGGCGUUAUUUCUGCAGGAGGAACAAAUACAGGAGCAGCACGACCACACGAGGCAAAAGGCGAAUGAGCAGCACACAAUGCCUCAGAUGCAGGAUGCAAGCAUACGGCUGGAACAAGAAAUAGCUUGUAGCAGCAGGAAUCCCAUUGGUAGCAGCAACAAGAGAAUGAGUGAAAGCAAACUUAAAAUGCAGGUGUCAACACGCUUGGACAACCACGGGCGUAUCGUAGGCUAUGUGGCUCCAGUUCAGCAGGAAAAGCAGCAGGCGCCAUCACGUGAGCCUGCGAAUACCUCCCAAAGCAGCAACAGCAGCAGCCAACAUGAGCGCACCUCGCAAGUAAGUCUUGCGUCUGAUGUACGUCGGGCGAAGAAGGGGCUCUUUGCGCAGCAGACACCAGAGUCAAAACUCACCGAUGAAGUCCCAGGAGCGUUUCAGACUGCGAGCUAUGGAACUCUUUUAGCGCUCGAGGUCAUCGCGGAGUGCCGUCCUGCAGCAGCGACGGAAGCAGCAGCAGCAGCAGCAACACCUAAUCCUGGCACUUGCUCCGUGCUAGCCAUUUGCUUCAUAUUAAGAGAUGAACGACUGAAACUGUGCACAGAAAGGAUGCAACAGCAAGUGUUGUACUCUGAUGUUAAUGGUGUAAUAAUAUUUGACUCCCAGGAGCCCUCUGGGCCUCCUCGCUGGUGUCCCCCCUGCCCCGAAAACUCACCAGGGGGGUUACAAGAGCAUAUUUUCCUUGGUAGUAUCGAUAGCUACUUUGACAGCAGGUGGUGGCGCUGUAUAGUUAGCAGCGAAAAGGAGUUGCUGCUGCAGUUUUGCGGUCUUAUUGCAGCAGCAGAUCCUUCUCUGCUGCUGCAGUGGGAGGAUGGUGGUCGGGGACUUGCGUUCUUACGAAAGCGCGCGGACGCCCUUGGCCUUGGGCAGCUUUUCAGGCGGAGAUGCAGCAGACGGUCAGGCGAGAGGAGCUCCAGGGCACACGCUACAGGCAGCAAUCUUAAGCCUACUGACUCUGGCAUAAAACAAUCUAGGAACGCAUACACACCUACCGCGUUCCCAUCUGUGGUUCCUGUGGCUUCUGGAGGAACCAACAUGCGAAAGCGAAGAUAUUGGAUGCGCGGGAGCUCUGCCAUCCCUGGGCGACUGGUGCUUGAGGGCUGGCGAUUGCUUCAGAAGGAGGUAAAGCUGCAACAUUCCGACCUUUGUGGUACCGCAGGUGAGGUGUUGGGGCUCCUUUUACCAUCCAUUCCACAGGCGAUCGUUGCGGCAGUUUGGGAGCAGGCACAGCAAAAACGGAGACGCAGAGCUUUACAGAACCCACAGGAGCAGCAGCAACAGCAGCAGCGGGAGCAGGACGAGUUGUGGGCGCUGAAGUCAAUCGCCGAGCUGUUGGCAUACGUUAUGAAGAGGGUAUCCCUGGGCCUCCGGCUUGUUGACAGCUGUGAAGUUUUGCCACGCACAAGUGAACUUGCGCGGCUGUACGGCUGCUGCCUUCACUCUGCCCUAACGCGCGGCAGUCACACUAUUGAGGGGGCAAAGUCUAGCGUAUGUGCGCAGGUGGACCCGGUAGAGUCAGAAACGAAGACAUUGGGAGUAUUGACGGUACAUGCACCCCCAGAUGUUUUUGCCUGGGUCAUUAAGGCGCAUGCCGAAGCAAUGGCAACGAGAAGCUCCCCUGGGUCAAGCGUGUGGGCCCAGCGGAACGAUGCGAUGCGAGUGCUGCCUGGGGGAAGCAUUUUUGUGUCUCCUCAUGUGCGGCAGGGUAUCCUACCAGCCAUCUUAAAUGACAUUCUCCAGACGCGGGUGAUGGUCAAGCAGGCAUCCAAAAGAUAUCAAGGCAAUGGGCAGGCAGAUGAAGCGUUGUUAAGGAAACUGGAUUACAGGCAGUUUGGUCUUAAGAUGAUUGCCAACGUAACUUACGGGUAUACUAACGCGAACGUCAGCGGCAGAAUGCCUUGUUCAGACGUCGCGGAUGCCAUUGUCGAAACUGCGAAGGCCACUUUGAUCCGUGCAAUGCAACUUAUUGAACAGACACAGAAGUGGGGUGCCCGAGUUUUGUACGGGGACACGGACUCGAUGUUCGUUUUGUUGAAGGACAGAUCCCUUGAAGCCGCAUUCAGCAUUGGCAGGGAAAUCGCCGACGCUGUCACAAGGAGCAACCCAGCACCGAUUACGCUUCAGCUGGAAAAGGUUUAUCUGCCAUGUUGUCUUGUCACAAAGAAGCGAUACGUUGGAAACGCAUAUUUCUCGCCUUCAGGCCCACCGAUAUUUGACGCUAAGGGCAUUGAGACUAUCCGCCGCGAUCAGUGUCCUCUUACAUCGGCCAUUCUGGAAAAAAGCCUUCGCCUCUUUUUCGAAACGCGAGAUCUCUCAAAAGUAAAGCAAAUGUUGUACAGACAGUGGAGCAAAAUGCUACGGAGUCAGAUACCCAUAAGGCAUUACAUUUUCCACAGAAAGGCUAAGCUCGGGACCUACCGAGCAGAGACAGGUGACGCCCCUGCGGGGACACUUCCUCCCCAAGCCAAAGUGUUGUAUGAGCGCUUGUAUCACCAGCGAGACUACAACGGAGAAGCCUCAGCUUCUUACGGCAUAAGGGUUCCCUUCGUAUUUUCCCAUGUUGCGGGGGACACAGAUGUACCUUUUGGUGCCUCGGGUGCUUUGGCCCGAGGAGCCGGCGUUCGGCUGGUGGACUGCGCGACCUCCCCCGAUAACGUUUACGGUGGGCGGAGAGACCAUAAAGAGAUGCAGCAGCUGUUGAGCGGAUGGGUACACCCUUCGUUAAGGCCGCUAUCGCUGGUGCUGACACCAGAAGAGCAUCUGCCCCAUCGGCAGCAGCAGCAAGAGGAUCAGCAUCCAGUGGCACAAGUACAUCAUCGAUAUUACAUUACCAGGCAGAUUAUUCCUGCACUUGACAGGGUUUUUUCUCUUCUCCCCCCUCCGGCAUCUGCAGACUUGCUGCAGUGGUUCAGGGCAAUGCCAAAGCCAGUUCAGCGCUUGACUGCACAGGCAGCUGGCCACACACCCAUGCGCCGACACCAACUGCAACGGCAAAAGGGGAAGCACUUUCUUCUGAAGCAACUUGGCAUAAGAUCUAUAACAGCUGAAGGAACACGGGAAAGGCUGGUGCUACAGAAGUUCUUUGCUGCUACCUCUUGCCUUUUUUGUGGGGGCAGAUGCAAAGAGUUGGAUUCUGAACUUUUAGCUGCUUCCUCCGAAAGUGCGUACAAUACCAGAAGCUCAGAAUGGCAUAGAUCCGCUUGUUCCAACGUGGAAGAGCCUCAGGAGAUAGCCAUUCGUAAGAACUUCGUGCAGCAGCUCCAAAAUGCUUCUUUUGGCAUCAGUAGCAGCGGUGAGAACGAGAUAGGGGAUUCUCAGACGCUAAGAACAUCGAGGAGGCUAAAAGAAGGAUAUGCAGGCUUGACGCAGAGAGAAAGGGUCUUAGUUCUGCCCCCUAUCUGCGAAGGUUGCAGCAACAGUCCUGCAUUGAUAUGCGUGUGGAUGCACCAGCGGCUCAACAAAAUUGAAAGAAGAUUGGCAGUAGCAGCAGACUUCUGCAGGCAGUGUGCAGGGUCUCGCCUCUGUGCGGACAGUUGUCUGCAAGCUUGGCACUGCGACGUGUACUUCAGGCGAAGCACAGAAGCAGAUAAACUACGGGCUCUACAGCGUCAAAUGCAAAGUCUCGGAUUGAAGUACAAUAGAAUCGGUCUUACUUCUGACGCUUAUAGCUCAAAGUUUUCUCGUCGAUCACGAUUUGUUCAGCGUGCCUUGCAGGGGCAGCUACGAAGCCCUCCACUAAAUCUCCUACAGCUCGAGGACCCCCUUCUUGCAGUAGCCCUUCCAGUAGGGGGUCACGAAGACGGACACUCCCGGCUUAAAUAUGGUGGUACCCAAGGGUCUCUGGUAGCUCCGAAUGCCGGCAAUGGCAGCACAGUAUUAGCGAUGCUAGAAAGCUUACUCGUUCGGGGCCUGUGGUUAACGGUUAGUAUACAAGCGGGGUCACCUGAUGGUCCUUCCAUGGGCCUCCAGCCAAUUGGAGCUGUUUUGUACCUACCGUUCGUUCGGGAAGGCCGAGUGCACCCAAAGUUGCAGGUACACAUUGGCUCUAGAGAGCUGAAGGAGUGGGAUCAUCAGUUCGAGGUCAAUUUAUCCGUCUCUACAGUAUCAUUCUGCUCAAACUGUUGGAGCUCGAGCCUCGGGGGCCUACCAGAAGAGACUGUACAACACAAAAAUCCAGAGGGGGCUCUACAAGGAGGCAAUGAUGAGUCGCACAGCGCAAUGGCUGAGACCAAAGCAGCUGAAUGUUCUAGUGUGAGACUCAUAUCUGCAUGUGGUUCUCUUAUCUGCUUCGUGGGGGGUCCUCAUAUGCCACUGGAGAAUCAAGUCACCCACGACGUUCUACGGAUUUUUAGGGCAUUCGAGUUCGACACAAGCCGGCUAUAUGGGUUCCUUAGUGCUGCUAUCAAGAGCGAUUCCAGCCCGAGUCCCCUGGGCUAUCUCCUAGAAUCCUUGCCCCUUUUCGCCUUAAGUUCUCCGCUCCAGAGGCAUUUUUCUUUUUGGCACACGAACUGCAGGAACUUUGUUGCCGCUCGAAAAUCGCCUUUUGUUGAAAACAGAGACUGUUCUACAGCACCAGCAGCAACACACUUGAGGUUUAAAAAAACGGCCAUAGAAUAUGAUGGCUAUUCUUGGCAUUGUCAAGGAGCUAGUGACCCAGCUCGACCUUGGCCCAGUGCCCUCGCAUGCAGCUGGAUCACCCAUAUAGCCAUCCAUGCAGAUGGAGUCAGGGAACGCCAUGCACUGCUGUGCGCCUUUCGACGGGUUCUACUUGAUAUAAACGAGAAAAGCUCUGGAAUGACAUCAGCUCUCGAACGUCCAAGCAAGGAGGCAACUGUUGGUCUUGAAAGUACUAUCCCCUCUGAAACAACUAUUGUCGGUGCUUCUUUUUGCGGAGACGGCUCAGACCGUUGCUCGAACCAGAGGAAAAGGCCCCUCAACCCGAAUGCAGCUCCCUUCGUCCCUCGAGCUUCUGCACAAUCUACAGCAGCUACGAAUGUGUCAGCUGUGUUGCAUGAUGCCCAAACCCUCUAUGGCGCUCCGCUGCAGCCAAGAGCGUCAGCAACAGCAGUAGAUCAUGUGGGAGAAGCCACAACAGCAGGGAUACCCCUGUAUAACCAUGGAGUCAAAGAACAUUUGAUUGGCUUGACACAGUUUCAGAGCAGUCUGAUUCCAGCCUCAACGCACAAUAAGUUUGAGGCUGACAUCUACAGAGAGAUGCACCCCUCCAUUGAAUCGUUCUCCUCAACUCUCAACCGAAGUUCCUAUCUGACUGAGCCCCCAGGAAGACUUUGGUCACCUUCAGGCUAUACGCCCAGGGAGGGCAACAUGGCAAGGCCCCAUAGGCAGAAGAUCUGCAGAGAUAUACUGGGGGACCGGCCACCCCAUUUGACUGCUCCAAGACCUGAGAAAUCCUGGGAGGCAGGAUUAAGUGCGACGUUAAACACCUGUCAGUACACCCCAAUGUCUCUCGUUGCAUUACGACGAUACUCACUCCUGAGACAGCCAAUCUGUAAGACGCUAGGCUUCGUUUUACACCAAAAGGACAUGCAACGAAGACCGGAGAGUUUGCCCCCCUUGCUGCGCUCCCUCCCUUUUGGUCCUCCUUUUAGAGUGCCCAGUACAGCUACAAAAAGCUCUGGCGGAUUAGCUCCAGUGCCCGCUCCCUAUUACACGCGAGGGCCUCAAAAGUUACACGCACUUCGGGUCCCACCGCUCCUUUCUGCGCGUGAGACUCUCUUCCAGAGCUGCCGAGGACACCAGCCGCAGAUGCAUAUACCACUACCAUCUGGCUGCGCUUGUGACUUUUGGACGACCUGGGAGGCUUUGUCUAGCCUACAAUCCUUUUUGCCAAGCCGCAAGGCGAUAACUGCUCCGCCCCUUCUCCCCAACCCAAAGGGAGCCACCACAUCGACGUUUCCCUUACCAAAACAUGACACCUGGGUACUAUCUAAUAAUAUUUCGGCGCCUUUCGGUGAGGCAUACUCUUAUGGACGGUGCUCACAAACCUGUGCUCUCUAG
Molecule: messenger RNA, 9675 nt
Organism: Cyclospora cayetanensis
Lineage: Eukaryota; Apicomplexa; Conoidasida; Eucoccidiorida; Eimeriidae
Exons: 23
Coding region: 511-9675 (3054 amino acids)
Biological process (GO): error-prone translesion synthesis; double-strand break repair via homologous recombination
Cellular component (GO): nucleus; zeta DNA polymerase complex
Molecular function (GO): DNA-directed DNA polymerase activity; nucleotide binding; DNA binding
Source: RefSeq, a predicted model, not a curated record